AUGAUUCUUCGCAACAAGAUUUUCAAUAUUUUCAUCAAAUUUUCUCUUCUACAUUUCGUUCUCGCGCAAAAUAAGAGUCGCGACGGUUCGCGCGCAGAUUCCAAUGGUGCAGAAUGUCCGAAUCCGGGUGAUUUCCCAUUAUUUGGUCCUAGUUCAUGUAUUUCUCGAGAAGCAUACACAGCUAUCUUUCUAACGAGUAUCAUUCUUGCAGGUGUUUCAUUUCUUCUGCUAAUUGGUUUAUCAAUCAUCUUUUGUCUCCGACGUUCGAAAAGUUCUCGCGCAACAGAUUCCGACGGCGGAAUGUCAAGUCGCACCAGUUCAGCUAGUCAUUCAUCAAUUAGUAGAAUAGGCACGCCACCACGAACUAGAGAAAGUCAACACGAACGCAAACAUCAUCAACAAAGUUCAAGUGCUUAUUACGGACACACUACAGUUCCAGACUCCAGUGCACCGUAUACAGCAGCAAAGCCUGUUUCGAAACAACCAAUUUCCACAAAAGUAACAACUGUAGUUCACACGGCAGCCAGCGUUCAUGAGAUGACGUCGCAUCGGGCUGAAAAACCUUCGCGUCAAAUAACAAGCAAACAAAUUGAUCGUGAGAGAAAGACUCGUUACAGUAAUGAUUCAUCACAAGAUGGCAAUAUUUCAUCGCAAUUUUAA
This is a messenger RNA of Adineta ricciae, 660 nucleotides long. Lineage: Eukaryota; Metazoa; Rotifera; Eurotatoria; Adinetida; Adinetidae. The record is from the annotation of a GenBank genome assembly.